Messenger RNA from Ctenocephalides felis (cat flea), 360 nucleotides. RefSeq lists its product as uncharacterized. Bases 1 to 360 code for a protein of 119 amino acids. Lineage: Eukaryota; Metazoa; Arthropoda; Insecta; Siphonaptera; Pulicidae. The transcript is spliced from 2 exons. The record is from RefSeq and is a predicted model, not a curated record.
AUGGAUAAACAGAGCAUAGUUGAAUUACAAACAUUAGUUUCUAAACAGAAGGAACAGUUGACUAGAUAUGAAAAUCGACUAAGGGAUCUUCUAACAGCAUACAAAGGUCUUUUCAAAGAAAAGGAGGCUUUAGAAAUAACAUUAGCAACAUUUAGUAAGAAUGUCAAUGAGACAAAAUCAAGUGAUGUUUUAAAAAAGACUGAUAAUACCAAAGCAACUGAGGGUGAAGAGCAUUCCGUAUGCAAUAAUAAAAUUAAACAGCUUGAAAUUCAAUUAGCCACAGGUUUGAAUUCGUUAGCUACUCUAUCUGCUGAAAAAUCCCGCAUGGAAGCUUCAUUUCAAGCUGAUAAAAACAAUUAA